GGAUAUCCGCAGUAUGAACUGAAAACUUGGCAGGCACACUGCCGACUAAAUUACGAGCAAAUUAAAUAAAUAAAUGCAACUAAUAUGGACAGUUAACAAAAUGCGUAGAGCGAAACACAACAACGAGCAGACGCCCAGGCCGGAGUGAAACACAAACUUGGAUAUUUGGUUUUUUUUUUGUGUUGGUUUGGCCAGAAGUGUGUUGGCAAGAGCGGCUCCAAGGAAGAGGAGUUGUGCAGCGCGGAUGUGUGUGGGGAGUGGAAAGUAAAAGUGGCGGUGCCUGUCUCUAUACGUGUGUGCGAGUGGCAGUGCCAGCGUGCGUGUGUUGGCGCGUUUGUUUGUGUCGGUGUGUGCCGAAAAAGAAGUUGCAGAAACAUAAUCGGCGGCGGCGGAGAGUUACGCAAAAAAAAGAAAGAAACACAAAAAGAGCCCCAAAUAGCAACCACAACGAAAGAUAUUGUUCAAAAGAAAACAACGUCGGAUUUUGCCCACUGCGCUGAGUUAGUGAGUAAAGUGGUGUGAGUGUACAAAGGCGACUAAGUGAGCGAGCGAGAGGAGUGGCGAAAAGAGGAGCGGAGGACCGAGCGUAGCCCAGUGCGUGCGAGUGAGCAAGAGCGACCGGCGCAAUGAGCAGCAUUGUUGGCGAGAAUCACGGCACUACAAGCCUCCCACAGCCACCACCGCCCGCCGCCGCCACCACCACCACAGUGGUGGUCAGCAGCAGCGUGUCCAGUAGCGCUGGCGUAGGGGGUGGUGGCGUCGUCAUGGGCGUAACCACCGCCAACGGGCCGCGGGUAGUUACCAUUUACAAAACGGAAACGGGCUUCGGGUUCAACGUGCGCGGCCAAGUGUCCGAGGGCGGACAGCUGCGGUCCAUCAACGGGGAGCUGUACGCACCGCUGCAGCACGUGAGUGCCGUCCUGGAGAAUGGGGCGGCGGAGAAGGCGGGCAUCAAGAAGGGCGACCGCAUACUGGAGGUAAAUGGCGUCAGCGUUGAAGGAGCCACCCACAAGCAGGUGGUGGAUCUGAUCAAAUCCGGCGGCGAUUGCCUAACGCUCACGGUGAUAUCGGUGACACAACAGGAGGCCGAUCGCCUGGAGCCGCAGGAGGAUCAGAGCGGCUACUCCUACAUUGACUACUCGGACAAGCGAUCGCUGCCCAUCAGCAUACCCGAUUACGGGAUCAUCAAUAGGAAUGGCGAGCGCUACAUCGUCUUCAAUAUACACAUGGCCGGGCGGCAGCUGUGCUCUCGUCGGUAUCGGGAGUUUGCCAAUCUGCACUCGCUGCUCCGCAAGGAAUUCUCCGGAUUCAACUUCCCCAAGCUGCCCGGCAAGUGGCCCUUUCAGCUCAGCGAACAGCAGCUGGACACGCGGCGUCGCGGGCUCGAGCAGUAUCUGGAGAAGGUCUGCGCCGUCCGGGUGAUUGCCGAGAGCGAUGCCGUGCAGGAUUUUCUAACGGAUACCGAGGACGAUAUAUCCGCCGCGCCGGUGGACAUCAAGGUGAUGCUGCCCGACCACGAGGUUAGCACGGUGUCGGUGAAGAAGUCGUCCAACGCCCAGGUGGUGUGGGAGAUUCUGGUGCAGCGCGCCAACCUCACCGCCUACACGCAGCAAUACUUCUAUCUGUUCGAGAUCGUCGAGUACAACUUCGAGCGGAAGCUGCAGCCGCACGAGAUACCGCACCAGCUGUACGUGCAGAACUAUAGCACCGCCUCCUCCACCUGCCUGUGCGUGCGCCGCUGGCUGUUCUCGGUGUCCAAGGAGCUGACGCUGCCGGACGGAGAGCAAGCGGGACGCUUUAUCUUCUAUCAGGCGGUAGACGAGGUGAAUCGCGGGAAUAUCCGAGCAGAUGGCCGCCUGUACGAGCUGAAGGCGCUGCAGGAUGCCAAAAAGGCGGCCGACUAUUUGGCCCUGGCCCGCACACUGCCCGGCUACGGGGACGUGGUCUUUCCCCACUGCUCCUGUGAUAGUCGCAAGGAAGGACAUGUGGUGCCAGCCGUGGGCAUGAAGAGCUUUCGCCUGCACGCCUGCCGCGAGGAUGGCUCGCUGGAGGCGCAAAUGGUCGAGCUGACCUGGGACAGCAUCACGCGCUCUGAGAGCGACGAGGAGUCCAUGUCAUUCUGCUUUCAGUACAAUCGUCCAGACAAGCCGGCACGUUGGGUCAAAGUCUACACGCCAUAUCACGCAUUCCUUGCGGACUGCUUCGAUCGCAUCAUGGAGGAGCGCAAGUGGGAGGACAGCGGCGACUAGGAGACGGAGAGCGGGAAAGGAAAGGAGCCGAGAAAGCGGCGGCAGGAAGCCCAGAAGAUUAUUGCAAGGCCAUGCAGGCGGGCCGAGACAUUGCACAUUGUUCGUUAGCAGGCUGGUGGCAACCU
Messenger RNA from Drosophila kikkawai, 2374 nucleotides. It is a transcript of the gene Snx27, whose product is annotated as sorting nexin 27. Gene Ontology annotation, biological process: signal transduction; intracellular protein transport; endocytic recycling. The record is from RefSeq and is a predicted model, not a curated record. Gene Ontology annotation, molecular function: protein binding; phosphatidylinositol-3-phosphate binding. Lineage: Eukaryota; Metazoa; Arthropoda; Insecta; Diptera; Drosophilidae. Gene Ontology annotation, cellular component: early endosome.